GUAUUUCGAUCACGGAAAAUAUUGAAAACAAAUAAAGGCAGCUUCUUCAAAACUUCAAUAUGCCAACUUUGAAAGGCUCAAUUAUCAGCACAGAAAGAAAUAUUAAUGAAGAGUAUGUAUCAUGUUGCAGUCUCACCAGUUCCAACCAUAACACAGUUGAGCCAUUAUAAGGUCUCUCAUUAAAACCAAAAAGCAGCCACCGAAAUCAACACUCAACCAUGUCGUGUUCCAUUAAACUAUUAAUUAAACCAUUCUAUUAAUACCACCACACUAUAGUACCCAACUAUUACUAUCAAACUUAGGGUUUUGAGUUGAUGGCAACUGACACUCAAGAGUUUAUCAGAUCCAUGGAGUUCAAGCACGAAGAUGAAGAUGAUGAAGAGUUAGUGGAGCCUGUUAGUCCGACCGGACAGUACUUUAAUAGCUCGGUUUUAUCGGUUUGUGUUCUUUGUAUUUUGGAAUCGGAUAUUCCGAUUGAUGAUUCUCCUACUAUGACUUUGCUUCGAGAUGUUUUUCUCCCUAUCAACACUCGUUUUUCUUCGAUCAUGGUUACCGACGAAAAUGGUGAAAAACAAUGGAAGAAAGUUGACGUAAACCUCAAGAAUCAUGUAAACAUCCCAAAUUUCCCAAAUGGACUAUCUCCAAAAUCAUAUGAUAAAUAUUUCAAUGAUUACAUCUCAAAAGUUGCUCUACAAUCUCUUCCUCAAAACCAACCAUUAUGGGAAAUUCAUAUAAUAAAAUACCCUACUUCAAAUUCAGCUGGUAACGUGAUCUUCAAGCUACACCAUGCACUUGGAGAUGGAUUUUCUCUAAUGGGAGCUCUCCUUUCUUGCUUGCAAAGAUUAGACAAUCCUUCACUUCCAUUAACAUUUCCUUCACUUCAAGUUUUGCCUGCAAAACCUGAAACUAUAAGCCGGAGUGCUAAAAUGCGCGUGGGGUGUAAGAGUUUUAUUGGGUCGGUUUUUAAUACGGUGGUUGAUUUUGGGUGGAGUCUUCUAAAGAGCAGUGUGGUUGAGGAUGUUAAAUCUUCAAUACGUUCUGGGGAUGAUGGCGUGGAGUUCAAGGCAAUUACUGUGUCAACGAUGACAUUUUCUCUUGAUCGUAUUAAAGAAAUUAAGGCCAAGCUUGGAGUGACAAUUAAUGAUGUAAUCACAGGCAUAAUCUUCUAUGGAAUUAGAUUAUACAUGCUAGAAGUUAAUGAUAAAUCAAGCAAUGCACAAUCAACAGCUCUAGUAUUGCUAAAUACUAGAAUUAUUGGUGGCUACAAAUCAGUUAAAGAAAUGGUGAAACCUAAUGCUGAGUCACCAUGGGGGAAUCAAUUUGGUUUUUUGCACGUUUCAGUCCCUGAAUUAACCAAGAAUUCAGUUUCUAAUCCAAUUGAAUUUGUUGAGAAAGCUCAGAUAAUAAUUAAGAGGAAAAGAAGCUCUCUUGCUGUUAGUCUCACUGGCAGGCUCCUUGAGACUUUACGGAAACUUAGAGGACCUGAGGUAACAGCUAAGUAUAUUCAUAGCACACUGAAGAACUCAAGCAUGACAAUAUCAAAUGUAAUUGGCCCAGUUGAACAAAUGGCUUUGGCUGAUCAUCCAGUUAAAGGUUUAUACUUUAUGGUAGUUGGUGUACCUCAGAGUCUUACCAUAACAAUGGUGAGUUAUACAGGACAACUUAGAGUUGCUGUGGGGACAGAAAAGGGCUUCAUUGAUCCUCAAAAAUUCAAGUCAUGCAUUGAGAAUUCUUUUGAGAAGAUAUAUAAUGAAACAAUUUCCAAAACAAAUUAGUUUAAAAAUUCACAAUAAUAUACAAUUUUAAAACAUAUUAUUGCCUAAUCGGGUAUUCACGAGUUCAUUCUUCAUAUAAAUUUAUUUCUCAAUUGAAAAAUAAUGAAUAUUGUGUAAGCGUGAUUUAUGAAAACUCAGUUUAGACAAGAAUUUUCCGUACAGCUAAA
Mercurialis annua (annual mercury) is the source of this 1942-nucleotide messenger RNA. Its product is annotated as wax ester synthase/diacylglycerol acyltransferase 4-like. The coding region runs from base 315 to 1775 and encodes 486 amino acids. Gene Ontology annotation, molecular function: diacylglycerol O-acyltransferase activity; long-chain-alcohol O-fatty-acyltransferase activity. Gene Ontology annotation, cellular component: plasma membrane. Lineage: Eukaryota; Viridiplantae; Streptophyta; Magnoliopsida; Malpighiales; Euphorbiaceae. The record is from RefSeq and is a predicted model, not a curated record. The transcript is spliced from 5 exons. Gene Ontology annotation, biological process: triglyceride biosynthetic process.